AUGCACGUCUACGUGAACGGCGCGCACCGCGCCGCGGGGCCAGCUGGCGUCCCGGUACACGAGGCCCUCUUUGCAGCCGUGGACCUCCUCGGGAACACGCAGGGCAUCUCCCUCCAGCCAGGCGCGCGUGCGCCCGAGCUCGCGCCGCUCGUGGCGGAGCCGGCGCCCCAGCUCCGGGUCGAGCAGGUGAUGAGCGGCUUUCACCCCGCCGCUGCCGGAGGGCCCGUGGAGCUCGCCGGCGACGGCCUGGGCGCGACCCUGCGGCAUGGCCCUGGCGCCCGGGCGGAGCAAGGCGGCGGAGGCCUCGUUACGAAUGGCCCCCUGCCGAGAUUCGAUUCCGGGUGGUACUUCGAGGUGGUCGUGCAGCAGUCGCGAGAAGGCGACGUCGACGGGAUGGCCAUCGGCGUGACGACCCGCAGCCCGGCCAGCGGUCAGUCCAGCGUGCAGUCCAUGGACGAGUGGGACCCGUCGUGGCUCGUCGGCUUCGACGGCAACCAGUGGGACGGCGCGAAUCUGUUCUGGGAGCCGUUCCCGUGGAGUGCGGCGCGCCUGGGGCCAGGGGCGCGCGUGGGUCUCCUCGUCACCGCUGAGGGAAGGUUGCGCGUGCUGGAGGACGGCGUGGCCGCCGCGGAGAGCAGCUGCGCCGCGCCCAUCGGCGAGCCGCUCUUCGGCGUCGUCGACCUGCUGGGGGCCACCAGGAGCAUCCAGCUGGCCCUCGGCGCCGUCCCGCCGGAUGGGGCACUUGCGGAGCCACGCCUCAAGGCCGAGUCCCCUAAGUUGGACUCGGCCUUCUUCGACGCGAGCGACGACGACGACGACGGCGGUGGCGUUCCCCUGAAGACGAUGAGUGGCUUCCACCCGCGGAAGGCGGGCAGGCAAGUGCGCUUCAGCAACGGGGGGCUGACCGCGACGUAUGUCGUCGACCCGCGCGUUGAGUUCUGCGGGAACGCCCUGGGAGAUGCACCAAUCUUGCAGACACCGCAGGGCAUGUACUUCGAAGUUCGGGUUGAUGGGGUAGCGGAGGGCCAUCAUGACGGGUUAGCUAUCGGUGUCACGGCCACGCCGCCUGAGAAGGCUGGCAAGCUCCCAGAGAUCCUCGACGAGUUGCCGGCCACGUGGCUAUGCGGCAUGGACGGCAUCAUGACGCCCAGCCACGCCGACAUCUACUGGUACCCGAAAGAGUUGAGGGUCAACGACCGGGUUGGAGUCCUCGUCGAGGUUCCCUCUGGCAACAUGGCCAUCUUCGUGAACGGCAGGCGGCGGGCAGAGGGGCCGAGGGGGAUCCCCUGCAGGGAGCCGCUGUACGCCGCGGUGGACCUCAUCGGCAACACCACCUCCGUGACGCUCCUGCUCGACGCCAAGGCGCCCUCGUCGAAGGAGGCCGUGCAGCCCACGGCGCUCGGCUUCAGCCCCUCCGCCAUCGGUCGGCAGGUGCGGCUGGCGGCGGGCAACUUCGGCGCGGCGCGGGCGGCCGGGGCCGAGGCUUCCAGCCAGCACGGCGUCCUGAUAGGUGCUUCGCCGCUGAAGGACUUCCGGGACGCCGGCCGGUUCUUCGCCCUGCGGGUCGACAGGGUGGUGGCCCGGCAGCCCGACGGGCUCGCCCUGGGCGUCACCGCGCGCAGGCCCGAGGAGCUCCUGGAGCUGCCCGCCGUCGCGGACGAGCUGGCCCCGUCCUGGCUGGCGGGCUUCGACGGUGCCGCCUGGGACGGCGGGAAGAUGGAGUGGUCCGUGUGCCAGUGGGACCCCCGUGCGCUGCGCGACAGGGACGUCGUCGGCGUGCUCGUGCGCGACUCCGGCACCAUGGCCGUCUUCGUCAACGGCGCCUGCAGCGCGGUGCACCACUUCGGCAUCCCCCCGGGCGCCCCGCUCUUCGCGGUGGUGGACCUGCUCUCUGGCGUGCAGGCGGUCACGCUCCUGCCAGGGGCCGAGCCCCCCGCCGGGGCGGCGGCGCAGGACGCCAGAGGUGGCUCUGCGCGCUGCAUGGCGGGGUUCCACCGGGCGGCCAUUGGCUCAGGGGUGAGCAUAUCGAUGGACGGCCUGACCGCCACCCUCACCUCCAAGUGGGCCACGGACGCGGUGGGGGGGCUGGCGAUGGGGGACGGGCCGCUGUCUCGCGGGCAGGACGGCUCCGCUGCCUUCCAGGUCCGCGUCGACUCCGUGCUGGGCGGGGGCGGCACGCCGCCGCAGCAGGGCAUCGCCCUCGGCGUCGCCACACGCCCGCCCUGGGAGCUGGCGGCCGCCCCACCGGCGACCGGCGACCAGGUGGAGCAGUCCUGGCUGGUCGGGCUGGACGGCGCGGCGUGGAACGGGAGCAGCCACGAGUGGGAGGUCAGCAGCUGGUUGCCCGCCAGCCUCGUGAGGGGCGACGUCGUCGAGGCCCGCGCGACGCCGCGGGGCGACCUCGCCAUUCUCGUGAACGGGCGGCAGGUGGCGGUCCACGCGAUGCAGAUACCACCCGGCGCUCCGCUCUUCGCCCUCGUGGAGCUGGUCGGCUGCACGCGCGGCGUGACACUGCUGCCGCCAUGCCAGCAGGGGACCUGCGCCUCGCCGAAGCAGGGCGCCGUGCCGACGCAGCAGCAGCAGCAGCAGCAGCAGCAGCAGCAGCAGCAGCAGCAGCAGCAGCAGCAGCAGCAGCAGCAGCAGCAGCAGCAGCGACAGCAGCAGCUGGGCGGGGCCUCUCGUGCCGCCAGCGGCCCGCCUGCGAAGGCGCCGACCAAGCCGAUGCAGGGCUUCCACCACGACCUGGUCGGCAAGCACGUGCACCUGUCCCACGACGGCAUCACGGCGUCCAGAGCGCGCGGCGACCAGGGGCUCGAGCACUGCGUCCUCCUCGGCGACGGCCCGCUGCGGCCCCGGCCCGACGGCAGCGUGGCCUUCGCUGUCGCCGUGACCAAGGUCUUGGAGCUUCCUGCCGGGCAGGACUCGGGCGAGGGCCUGGCCAUCGGCUUCACGGCGCGCUGGCCCUCCGAGCUGCCUCCCCACGCGCACGAGGCCGAGCUGCAGCCCUCCUGGCUGGCCGGGUACGACGGCGCCGUGUGGAGCGGCACCGCGCCGGCCAGCGACAGUUGGGGGCAGUGCGAGUGGAUGCCCUCCAGCCUCGCGGUUGGGGACGUUGUGCGCGCCACCAUGACGCCUCAGGGCGACCUGCACGUGUCGGUGAACGGCCACCGCCGGGCGACCUGCGACCUCGCGGCGGGCGCGGCGCCCUCCCGCCAGCGGCUCUUCGCCCUGGUGGACCUGCUCGGGUGCACCGCGGGGGUCUCGCUGCGGCACACGGGCCAGGACCACACGCCGCUCGACCAGGCGCAGCCCAUGCGCGGCUUCAUGCUCGCCGGGCCCCGGCUGGAGCUCUCCAGCGAUCGGCGCGCGGCAGCCCGCCCGGCCGGGCCGCCGUCGGACGGCGUCGGCUGCACGAUGGUGGGCGACGGGCGGCUCGAGGCGCAGAGCGACGGGAGCUAUGCCUUCGCGCUCUCCAUCACCGCCGCUUUCAGGGGCGCCAGCGACGGCCUUGUCCUCGGAGUCACGACGCGCUCGCCGCGGGAGCUCCUGCGCUCCCCGGCCGCGGCGCACGAGGUGGACCCCUCCUGGCUCUGCGGCUUCGACGGCGCCGCCUGGAGCCUGGCGGGGGGCUGGGCGCACUGCAACUUCAACCCGGCCACGCUCGCCGUAGGCGACACAGUGCAGGUCACCGUCACACCCGCGGGCGAGCUGAAG
Molecule: messenger RNA, 3714 nt
Organism: Prorocentrum cordatum
Lineage: Eukaryota; Dinophyceae; Prorocentrales; Prorocentraceae
Source: the annotation of a GenBank genome assembly